Molecule: messenger RNA, 1176 nt
Organism: Mandrillus leucophaeus (drill)
Lineage: Eukaryota; Metazoa; Chordata; Mammalia; Primates; Cercopithecidae
Gene: FUOM
Product: fucose mutarotase
Exons: 10
Coding region: 1-969 (322 amino acids)
Biological process (GO): fucose metabolic process
Molecular function (GO): fucose binding; racemase and epimerase activity, acting on carbohydrates and derivatives
Source: RefSeq, a predicted model, not a curated record
AUGGACCUCGUCUUCAUGCUGGCCCCAGGGAGCCUGGAGCAGGGGCCCUGGGUAGCCCCAGUCUUCUCUCUGCCCGAGCGGCCAGCCCAGGGCCAGCUGUUCAGGGGGUCUAAUGUCCCGGCUCCCGUGUCCCGUGCUCCCGCCCCUCGGGAGCGUGGCCUGAAGGCCUGGGUCCAGCUGCCUGCCCUGGUGACCCCAGGGACCCGGUGCGCUCCGGCCAUUCUGCCAGGCCUAAGGGCAGCACGACGUGGUCAGAGGGCAGAGACCCUCAUGAGGGGAGGCCGCAGAGGGCGGCAGUUGAACCCCUUCGGCCUGAGGGAGCUCGAGAGAGCCCUGGCAAAGUUAGAGAGGUUCGAGUUUUAUGAGCGGGCUAAGAAGGCUUUUGCUGUUGUGGCAACGGGGCCUGGUGAAGACCACCUGGGCCGGAAGAGGAAUUGGGGGCACCCUGAGCUCCGGUACCACCACUCACAACAGGCCUCCCAGCAGCAGCCCCAGACCUGGGCCCUGGCCAGGGCUCUAGGGGGCCGGCAGUCAUGGGGUGGGCCCUGCCAAUUGGUGCUGACCACGCGCUGUCCUCCCGGCUGUUUAGUUCUUGCGGACUUGAACUUCCCGGCCUCCUCCAUCUGCCAGUGUGGGCCCCUGGAGAUCCGUGCAGACGGCCUGGGCAUCCCGCCGCUCCUGGAGGCCCUGCUGAAGCUGCUCCCCCUGGACACCUAUGUGGAGAGUCCGGCUGCAGUCAUGGAGCUGGUGCCCAGCGACAAGGAGAGGGGCCUGCAGACCCCGGUGUGGACGGAGUACGAGUCCAUUCUACACAGGGCCGGCUGCACGAGAGCCCUGGCAAAGUUAGAGAGGUUCGAGUUUUAUGAGCGGGCUAAGAAGGCUUUUGCUGUUGUGGCAACGGGGGAGACAGCCCUCUACGGAAACCUCAUCCUCAAGAAGGGGGUGCUUGCCCUCAGCCCCCUGCUGUAGGCCUGGUGAAGACCACCUGGGCCGGAAGAGGAAUUGGGGGCACCCUGAGCUCCGGUACCACCACUCACAACAGGCCUCCCAGCAGCAGCCCCAGACCUGGGCCCUGGCCAGGGCUCUAGGGGGCCGGCAGUCAUGGGGUGGGCCCUGCCAAUUGGUACAAAUGUCCCUGAUUUGUGAAAAUGAUGAAAAAACGUAGUCGCCGGUAAA